Molecule: messenger RNA, 4941 nt
Organism: Varanus komodoensis (Komodo dragon)
Lineage: Eukaryota; Metazoa; Chordata; Lepidosauria; Squamata; Varanidae
Gene: DHTKD1
Product: dehydrogenase E1 and transketolase domain containing 1
Exons: 17
Coding region: 1-2799 (932 amino acids)
Biological process (GO): tricarboxylic acid cycle
Molecular function (GO): thiamine pyrophosphate binding; oxoglutarate dehydrogenase (succinyl-transferring) activity
Source: RefSeq, a predicted model, not a curated record
AUGGCAGCGGCUGGGGCAUCUGCUGCCGUUCUGGCGCUGGGAGCCCGAAUCGCGCUGCUGAGGCCGCCAGUGGGUCUGCCCCUACGGCGCUUCUAUCGCACCGAGAAGGGCGUGUACGGUUACAAGCCAAGCCGGAAAGCGGAGAGCGGGACCGGUGAUGGCGUAGAGCGAAAGGAUCCUUCCCGGCAAGCAGUUGACCAUGGACUGGCUCGCUUAGUCGCUGCAUACUAUGAACAUGGACACAAAGCUGCAAAAAUCAACCCUCUGUUUACUGGCCAAGCUGUGAUGGAUAUGGUACCUGAAAUUCAAGUUCUAACAGAAGCACUGCAAGGACCUUUUAAUACUGUAGGACUUUUGAAGAUGGGAAAGGAGGAAGCAUCCCUUGAGGAUGUAUUGUCUUACCUGGACCAUAUAUAUUGUGAACAUAUGUCUAUAGAGACUAGUCAGCUGUCAAGUUUACAAGAAAGGGAAUGGAUUGCAAAGCGCUUUGAGGAGCUGAAACAAGAAGCAUUCACUACAGAAGAGAAAAAGUACUUGUCCAAGCUCAUGCUAGAAUCUCAGGAAUUUGAUCAUUUUUUGGCUACAAAGUUUGCCACAGUGAAAAGAUACGGUGGUGAAGGAGCAGAGAGUAUGAUGGGAUUCUUUCAUGAAUUGUUAAAGAUGUGCUCUUAUGGCGGGGUGACAGAUAUUAUCAUUGGAAUGCCUCAUCGAGGCAGACUCAAUCUCCUCACAGGCCUUCUUCAGUUUCCACCCGAGCUGAUGUUCCGUAAAAUGAGAGGCUUGAGUGAAUUUCCAGAUAAUUCCCCAGCGAUUGGAGAUGUGCUCUCCCACCUGACAGCCUCAGUAGAUCUGGACUUUGGGUCUCAUCGCCCCAUUCACGUCAUUCUGCUACCAAACCCGUCUCAUCUAGAGGCCAUUAACCCUGUGGCAGUUGGCAAAACAAGGGGGAGACAGCAGUCUCUGCUUGAUGGAGAUUACUCUCUGGACAGUUCCGCACAGCCUGGAGAUAAAGUCAUCUGCCUCCAGGUUCACGGUGAUGCUUCUUUCUCUGGUCAAGGCAUUGUUCCUGAAACGUUUACACUUUCCAAUCUGCCACAUUUUAGAGUAGGUGGAAGUAUCCAUCUCAUUGUUAACAACCAGCUGGGCUACACCACUCCAGCAGAGCGAGGGAGGUCCUCUUUGUACUGCAGUGAUAUUGGCAAGAUAGUAGGCUGUGCAAUUAUCCAUGUGAAUGGGGAUGACCCUGAAGAAGUAAUCCGAGCUGCCCGAUUAGCUGUUGAAUACCAGCGCCAGUUUCGUAAAGAUGUGAUUGUGGAUUUGCUCUGCUACCGGCAGUGGGGACACAAUGAACUAGAUGAGCCAUCCUUCACUAACCCCACCAUGUAUAAAAUCAUCAGGUCCCGUAAGAGUAUUCCGGACAAAUACGCAGAGUAUCAAAUAGCACAAGGGCUCAUGACAGAGGAAGAAGUGUCUGACAUAAAGACUGCCUAUUAUUCCAAGCUGAAUGAGCAUCUUGCCAACAUGACUUUGUACACGCCUCCUUCCACCAAUCUUCAGGCUCACUGGAGUAGCAUGGUGGAGCCUCUGCCAAGAAUCACCACUUGGGAUACCGGCAUACCAGUGCCGCUUCUACAGUUCAUUGGAGCCAAGUCUGUGAAUGUGCCAGAAGAGAUGCAGCUGCAUGGUCAUAUCCUGAAGACGCAUGCCCAGUCAAGAAUGCUGAAAAUGGAAGAAGGAGUAAAGUUAGACUGGGCCACAGCUGAAGCAUUAGCAUUUGGUUCUCUACUCUGUCAAGGUUUUAAUAUCCGUCUAAGUGGACAAGAUGUUGGCAGAGGAACCUUCAGCCAGCGGCACACCAUGCUGGUUUGCCAAGAGACGGGUGAAACCUACAUCCCCUUGAAUCACAUGUCUCUGGAUCAAAAAGGCUUUCUUGAGGUGAGCAACAGUCCCCUCUCAGAAGAAGCUGUGCUUGGUUUUGAGUAUGGAAUGAGCAUUGAAAGCCCCAACUUGUUGCCCAUUUGGGAGGCUCAGUUUGGUGAUUUCUUUAAUGGAGCUCAGAUAAUAUUUGAUACCUUUAUCUCUGGAGGAGAAGCAAAAUGGCUUUUACAGAGCGGAAUAGUAAUUCUUCUUCCUCAUGGCUAUGAUGGGGCAGGCCCAGAACAUUCUUCUUGUCGGAUUGAACGUUUCUUGCAGAUAUGUGAUAGCUCAGAGGAGGGUGUUGAUGGUGACCACAUUAAUAUGUUUAUUGUACAUCCAACAACCCCAGCACAGUAUUUCCACUUGCUCCGUAGACAGAUGGUUCGAAACUUCCGGAAACCACUAAUUGUUGCUUCCCCCAAAACUCUGCUCAGGUUGCCUGCUGCUGUGUCAAGCUUACAAGAAAUAGCCCCAGGAACAACAUUCAAACCAGUUAUUGCUGAUUCAACAGUGGAUCCUAAAAAUGUCAGCAGAGUGGUUCUCUGUUCCGGAAAACAUUUCUAUGCACUGGCAAAACAUCGGGAAAUGCUUGAGGAAAAGAAGCAGAAUACUGCAAUUAUCAGAGUAGAAGAACUGUGUCCUUUCCCACUAGAAGCUCUGCAGCAGGAGAUGUACAAAUUUACUAAUGCCAAAGCAUUUAUCUGGAGUCAGGAGGAGCCACAAAACAUGGGGCCCUGGACAUUUGUGUCCCCAAGGUUUGAGAAACAACUGGCUUGUAAGCUGCAACUUGUAAGCAGACCAGCCUUACCAGCACCUGCUGUGGGAAUUGGAACAUUACACCAAAAGCAACAGGAAGACCUUCUCACCAAAACAUUUGCUUGACACUUACAUAUGUCAUCAUUUUUAAAAGUUAAAACAAGAAACAGCAGGCAGGAAAAUGAUGCACCUCAGCUUGCUUGUAAGGUAUGCUGCUUAACAUUAUUAGAUACAAUCCAGUCAAGACUGAAAUAGAUUUAAAACCUCAUUCCUUUCAGUGUAGAUUUAAGCAUGUGCUUAAACCUCUGCUGAGGAAAUUCAUGGCACUUAAUUUUAUCUAGAUGAUACCCAUUGCAAUUUGCUUACAAGUAAAUGUGAUUUCAAUACUAUUUUAAAAAGAAUUGUGAAAUACCUUGCAUUUGAGUUUACAUCAUGAUCAAAAAAAUCUCCUACUUAUGUGCACUUUGCAUUUAUCUCACUUGUGAGAUUUUGCAUUUUCAAUUACCUAAAGCAGAACAUCUUAAUCAAGCAGGAAGAUGAAAUGCUUCAUUUUCAUUAAAUGACUCUUUUGGGGAUGGCUGGAAUGAGAAUACACUUAAACGUAUACAGUUAUGUGUAUUUAUUUUUAAAAUGCAUUUUGCUUCUUAUAAUGCUUAAGGGCUUUUUUAAAAAAAAUACAAUGUUUGAAUCAUGGGAAACUAUUGUAUCUUAUUCUUUUUUAAAACGGUUAGGCUAAUAAACAAAAAACCCUGUGCGAAAGUUGUAGUACAGGCCUACUUGACACAAACAACAGAUGUAGUAAACAAGAAAAUUCCUGCUUCAAACUAUGAUUGGAAUCAUUCUGCUGUAUUUUUCUCUAUGGAAAAAAGUCUCUGCAUGCACAGAAUUAGCACUUUGUUCCUGAUAUCUAGGGUUUUCUUGUACCAGAAAUUUGAUUUAUUGGCAGUAAUAUGCAUUCUUCUAUCUACAAUUGGAAGUGGUACAUUCCAGAAAUAGUUUUAACACCUAUUCUGCUGUUUGUUUGAACUUGGACUUAAGUCUCAAAGAGUGUAUAUCAGUGGAAAAUAUCAACUAUUCUGAAAGCAGAUCAUUUUCUCAUGCCUGUGUGCCAAUAGAGGCAGAUGGAAAGACUUCUGAAGAAAAAAAUGAUUGGUACUGUACAUCAUGUAAUGUUUAGGUUAGCAUGUCUGGUUAGCAUUUUUUCAAUUUUAAGCUCCAUUUAACCCAGUUCUUCUGUUUGCUUUUAAAUGUUUUCAUUGCAUUUCCCGUAUCUACAAUCCAAGCCUUUCAUGAUUGUGAAGUUCGUUUCCUAAUCAGUAAUUAUAGAAACAAUACAGUUUUGUAUUUUUUUAAUCCUGAUGAAUUUCUUUUCUGUCUUAUCAGAAUUUUUGAAGGAUCUGCCCAUGAUCUGUAUUUUUUCCACUGUGGGCCUUUAGCAGUUUCUGGUAGAUGAUUUAGAUUGGAAAAUAUUGUGGAGGGCAUGUUAACCUGCUAUUCACAAUGUCACUAUUGUCAUAUUCAGAGUGCCUUGCUUCUGCUUGAAACUUAAAAUCACCAAACCAUUCAAUGAUAUAAUCUUGGAUCACCCAAGCUAUCCAUAGUUUGUAAGUUCCAAGGGUGCUUGCCAUGGCAUUUUUUAAACAGGCGGUUUCAAAUUAACUUUCUUCUAAGAGGAGGACUCUUCCAGUUUUCCUAAAUUGCUGCUUUCUUAGAAGGUAAGAAAGAGAUACAGAAUAAAUUAUGUUCUCUUGUAAUAAAAAUGAAUCCUUUGGGUCACUUUAAGUCCUGAAUUUUUUUUUACUCCAAGAGAAGACUUUAAUGGCUGGUUUUGUAUACAGGCUGAUAAGCAGGAUACUUGCCCUCUGAUGUUUUCCAUCCCUUUCUUGUCUUAUGGAGAUGCAUGUGCCUAUAGGCAAUUUGCCAAGACCCCUUUCCAAACUGGCAAUGUAGGGGGGAAAAAAGCAGUCUCCCUAUUCUGGGGUUAUGCCUAAGCUACAUGAAACCACAGCAGACUCUGAUGAGCUCAGCGAUUGUCUCCUAAAUUGGUGAAUACAUUAACAAUGGCCAAAGAAAUCUAGUUCACCAAAGGAAAAUCUAUCAGCGUUUAGCUCUAUAGAGUUUCUGACAAUAAAACUUAUAGAGCUAUGGCCCUUGUAUACCUGGAUGACAUGUAAUUUGCAAGGGUACAACUUAAUGAAAAUGUUACCUGGAGCUAAGGAAACAAGUUGUGAAUUUGCUGUCAUGUAUAUAAAAUCUUUGUUUGUUGAA